UCCACGUCCCUCCCACAGCCACUGUGAACAUGGCCUCAGGAGUGCAAGCUGCUGAUGAAGUAUGUCGUAUUUUUUAUGACAUGAAAGUUAGGAAAUGCUCCACACCAGAAGAAAUCAAGAAAAGAAAGAAGGCUGUCAUUUUCUGUCUCAGUGCAGACAAAAAGUGUAUCAUUGUUGAAGAAGGCAAGGAGAUCUUGGUUGGAGAUGUUGGUGUAACCAUCACUGAUCCAUUCAAGCAUUUUGUGGGAAUGCUUCCUGAAAAAGAUUGCCGCUACGCUUUGUAUGAUGCAAGCUUUGAAACUAAGGAAUCCAGAAAA
Tupaia belangeri chinensis (Chinese tree shrew) is the source of this 317-nucleotide messenger RNA. Its product is annotated as destrin-like. Gene Ontology annotation, molecular function: actin binding. NCBI's taxonomy places the organism in Eukaryota, Metazoa, Chordata, Mammalia, Scandentia, Tupaiidae. The annotation marks the transcript as partial. Gene Ontology annotation, cellular component: actin cytoskeleton. The record is from RefSeq and is a predicted model, not a curated record. Gene Ontology annotation, biological process: actin filament depolymerization. The transcript has a single exon.